Molecule: messenger RNA, 1674 nt
Organism: Symbiodinium pilosum
Lineage: Eukaryota; Dinophyceae; Suessiales; Symbiodiniaceae
Source: the annotation of a GenBank genome assembly
AUGGCCGUGACUGCGUCCCUUGUCUUCUGGCUUCAAGGUGUCAGCUCAGAGCUGCCGCGUCAUCUCCAUGUCUUCAGGAGUCAAAAUCUGCUUGACAUUUCUAGCCUGCAGCAGAUGAGCGCUGGAAGCGUAAAGGGACUAAUCACGGCACUCAAGCAAGCCGGAGCUGACCGUACAGAGUUGAGGGCGCUGCAGACGGCGCUGCAGUCAAAUAAGAUCCAGCGAAUCCAGCCCGGCCUGCAAGGCUCUGGAAUCAUCGUGUGGUCAGACGAGGCCGAUUUCGUGGAAGAUCUACGACCAAAGAGUCCGCUGGUGGUUGUUCCGGGAAGAACCUGGAAGGCCCCGGCCUCCACGGAGUGGCAUUGGGAUGAUGAUCCGCGCCCAGCUUGGCACAGCCUCGCACGGCACAGGGGCAUCGAAUGCCAGGCAGUUCUGUGCAAAGCAGAGCAGAGACCAUGGGAGCUGGACAGGGCGUAUUGGUGGGAAGUCGUUCAACAUGCUCUGGCAAACAUGAGGGGGUCAAUGACACCAGAUAUGGCUCUGAUGGCUAUGCUUCAGGCUGGAAGAGGGGUCGCGGCUGCGCUGCGCCAUGAUGUCAAGACGGCGGGCUGCCUCUGCGACUGCGGCUCCCUGUGCGAAGGUUCCGACGCAGCUGCUACUGCGGCUUUCACACUUUCUGACAGUAUUAUUCUCCUGUGCGUCAUUAUGUCUGACUCGGUUCAUGAGGAUGAAUUUCGACGGAUGCUCGAGCCUGGACGGAAGAAGCACGACAAGUUGAUUGGCAGGCUGCCAAAAGGUCAAGAAUCGCCUUUUGGCGACUUUCCACCAGACUACACGCGACCUGGGGAUGACGAAAAGAGGUCCCUGGGCCUUCAACUCUCGGGCACAGCAACACUGACGCCGCGGAAAUCAGCGGAUCAGGCGCUGCCCUCAGCUCGCAGCUCACUGCCGUCAGCGCGCAGUACGGAUGGCAAGACGCCGCGUACAGCUCGCGAGAUAGAGAGGAUGACACCUCGCGAUGGUGCCUUCUCCAACACGGCGCCAAAGCACCUGCGCAGUCUGGGCCCUCCCGCAGCUGGGGCCUUUCAGAAGCGACCCAUCGAGCCUUCGGAGUUUAGAAGAUUUUACGACCGGAACGACUUGCCCAUCCAGAUUAUGCACACGGGCACGCAGAACAGGAUUGCGUGGAAGGUUGAUGUAGAGAAGCUGGACUACCACCACUAUCUUCCUAUUUUCUUCGACGGGUUGCGCGAAAAGGAGGAGCCAUAUCGCUUCUUCGCUGUGGAGGGUGUGUAUAAUCUCCUGGAGAAGGGCGGGUCCAAGAUCCUCCCGGUGGUGCCGCAGCUCAUUAUCCCCAUCAAGAAGGCGCUCAACACGCGGGAUAUUGAAGUGAUGGUGACGACCAUGAAGGUGCUGCAGACGCUGGUUCUGUCGGGGGAGAUGGUGGGAGAGGCUCUGGUGCCCUACUACCGCCAGAUCUUGCCGGUACUGAAUAUCUUCAAGUCGGCCACGAAGAGCACCUUCGACCAGAUGGAUUACUCGCAGCGCAAGCGAAUGGACAUCGGGGCACUCAUCGACGAGACCCUGGAGAUUCUGGAAACACAUGGGGGCGAAGAUGCCUUCAUCAACAUCAAGUACAUGAUACCAACCUACGAGUCAUGUGUAUCUGUUUGA